AUGAACCACACUUGCAUCUCACAAGCAGCCAACCUUACCACGACUCCUCUCGGGGGUCAUCAGGUAUGGGAGGUGGUUCUGAUCGUGCUUGUGACUGGACCCCUGUCUCUUAUUACCAUCCUGGGCAACGCCUUGGUGGUCAUCUCCAUCAGAGUCAACAGUCAGUUACAGACCAUCAGUAACUACUAUCUUCUGAGUCUGGCGGUGGCAGACUUGAUCUUGGGUACGGUGUCAAUGAAUCUAUAUACAGCAUACAUAAUCAUGGGCCGCUGGACACUGGGACAACUAGCUUGCGAUCUAUGGUUGACACUCGACUAUGUAGCGAGCAAUGCCUCAGUAAUGAACCUGCUGGUCAUAAGCUUCGACAGAUACUUCUCAGUCACACGACCACUGACUUAUCGAACAAAGCGAACUCCGAAGACAGCAGCAGCAUUGAUCGCUCUCGCAUGGGUGGUGUCGUUUGUGCUAUGGGGCCCUGCUAUCUUGUUUUGGCCUCAUGUGGUUGGACGACCAUCUGGAGCUGAAGCCCAGGCCUGUUCUAUCCCGUUCUUGAAGGUUCCUCCGCUUACAUACGGUACUGCAAUCGCUGCAUUCUACCUACCAGUCACUAUCAUGAUCAUUCUUUAUUGGCGAAUUUAUUGGGAAAUUGAGAACAGGUUGGACAAACAAUCAGUGUACCAAACCAGUACCAAGAGCAGCUUAAGUUGCUCAAAGGAAACAAAUUCCAGAAAAGGACAAGGCAAAACCAAAGACAAGUCUGUUGGGUGUUUCAAUUCAACGAAAAACAAAACCGCAGCCAUUUUGCAGAAGUCAGCUCAUGAGAGUUACAAAGAGGCUUACAGCAACAGUAGCUGGAACAUUGAAGACGAGGACGAAAGCGCAAAACAUGAGCAGAACAUCAAGGCGAGAGCAUCUUCAUCCAAUCCAACUGCAAUUGAGUUGACGGAUCUGCAAAGUAGAUCAGAGAACACCAAAGAUGUGCAAGAGUUCAACUCAUCAGCUGGGCGUCCCACCAGACACCAGUCCCACUUAAAACCACCCAAAAAUUCAGACCACAGCAUUUGCCACCAGUUCAGAGCUAAACAUCGCAUCAAUAUGAUCAUUAAAGAGAAAAAAGCGGCCCGGACACUAAGUGCCAUCUUGUUGGCUUUCAUCCUCACGUGGACGCCAUACAACAUCAUGGCUUUGGCUUCCAUUUCAUACUGUGUGCCAGAGAAGCUCUGGCAGCUGGGAUACUGGCUGUGUUAUGUAAACAGCACGGUCAACCCCAUGUGCUACGCCCUCUGCAACGAGUCCUUCCAGGUCACCUUCAAGGCACUGCUACUUUGUCGGCGUGUAGAUAAACGAAAGUGCGACACAAACAGCUGGAAUCGCCAUGCCUCUGUGAGGCAGAAUAAGUCUUGCAGUAAUGUGUAA
This is a messenger RNA of Sinocyclocheilus rhinocerous, 1416 nucleotides long. RefSeq names its product muscarinic acetylcholine receptor M1-like. Gene Ontology annotation, biological process: G protein-coupled receptor signaling pathway, coupled to cyclic nucleotide second messenger; adenylate cyclase-inhibiting G protein-coupled acetylcholine receptor signaling pathway; chemical synaptic transmission. The transcript has a single exon. NCBI's taxonomy places the organism in Eukaryota, Metazoa, Chordata, Actinopteri, Cypriniformes, Cyprinidae. The record is from RefSeq and is a predicted model, not a curated record. Gene Ontology annotation, molecular function: G protein-coupled acetylcholine receptor activity; G protein-coupled serotonin receptor activity. Gene Ontology annotation, cellular component: dendrite; plasma membrane; synapse. Bases 1 to 1416 code for a protein of 471 amino acids.